AUGUCGAUGUCCCAACUCCCCAGUAUCGACGACCAGCUCGUCACGGCCGAUAACCCGCCGCGGACAGACCUUUCCGAUGGCAUGGACCACGCGCGAUGCGCCGCCCUCCACAAUUACCUCGUCGAAUACUGCCGCGCGGCCGAUGGCCGGCUUGACCCAGCUGCUGAGGGCAGCUGCACCACCUACUUUAGCACACACGGCGACGCGGCCGAGGCCGUCCGCCCACGGUUGCAUCCCUCUGUGGCCGCGUUUCUUGCCGCAGCACGCACUCCCGAUGCCCCGCUUUUCUACUUUGUUGCAGGCAUGCCAGAUCCAGACGGCGGCGACUUCAAUGGCCUCUUCGACAACGAGACGGCCGAUAUUGAGGACGAGCCCAAGGACUCCAUCGUGCGCUUGUACUUCUCCCACAUGGACGCCUGCGGCGGCAAGUCAGGCGGCGGCAUGCUCUACCACCAGGGCCGUCACCUCGCUUCCUUCUUUGUGCACCCGGACGACACGGAGCGUGCGUUUCCAGUGGAUGAGCACUCGCAGAACUGGCAUUUCUUCGAGACCAUCCUUUCCAACUGGAUAGCCCUGAUCCGCCUCGGCAAAGUCGUCGCCUCUCCCACCGAUGACCCGGCUCUGUACGGCAGCGUCAAGAUCGGGAACUGGGAGUGGCGGCCGUACGGCGACGGCCAGAUCGCGGGCUGCGUCGCCGCAUGGGAUCGGCUCUGCGGCGUCACAGAGGUGCGUCGUCGGCAGAGCAGCGGCGCCACAGUCGGUGAUGAGGACAACCAUCCCAACGAGCCCUUGCUUACCCCUGCAGCCAUGAACGCAGCCGGAAUCCCGGAUCCUUCUUCCGUGCGGACCUUCCUGGGCCUCGCACGCCGUCCCCCACACAUCCGCCAGAUCGCACUGGGGCUAUCCCUCCCUCCCGCACACGGGGCCACUUUCGCCGCCGCCCAGCCCUUCACCCACCUGCCCCGGCGCGUCCCCCAGUGGGACGGCACGACGCGGGAAGGGAUCGUGCCGCCCGUGUAUAUCUUCUUCAGCGAGGAGGGCACUCCGCAAGUCGACACUUCAGGUUUGAGGUCCUCGUUCCGGUACUACUGGGAGGACGGGCACGGCAAAGUGCCAGACGGCAUUACAUUCCCGUCUAGCGUGCCACCAGGGGCCUAUAGCGAGUGCGUCAUCCGAUCCGAGCCCGAGGCGACUGAGGAGGCGUUCCGGCUGCCGCUGCCGUUUAACCUGUACGGCGCGCGCCUCAGCAGUGGGGACGAGAUGAUGAAUAGGGCAGCGGAUGAGCUGUUCCAGCAUGGGUUCAAGCCUUUUGGGGGAGACCCGAACCGGCCCCAGCGCCUGGAGCGGCUGCUGGACCACUGGGCAAGCCUAGUCGAACGAGGGGUCUGGUCUGUCGGGCCGCACGGGGUGCAGGGCUCGAUCGAAGUAUUCAAGGAUUCUACGGUGGACUGGGCGAGUUAUGCGAUCCCGUCGAGCUGGUGA
Messenger RNA from Colletotrichum spaethianum, 1482 nucleotides. RefSeq lists its product as uncharacterized. The record is from RefSeq and is a predicted model, not a curated record. NCBI's taxonomy places the organism in Eukaryota, Fungi, Ascomycota, Sordariomycetes, Glomerellales, Glomerellaceae. The coding region runs from base 1 to 1482 and encodes 493 amino acids. The transcript has a single exon.